Messenger RNA from Protobothrops mucrosquamatus (brown spotted pit viper), 3274 nucleotides. RefSeq lists its product as uncharacterized. The coding region runs from base 16 to 3180 and encodes 1054 amino acids. The record is from RefSeq and is a predicted model, not a curated record. Lineage: Eukaryota; Metazoa; Chordata; Lepidosauria; Squamata; Viperidae. The transcript has 7 exons. Gene Ontology annotation, molecular function: protein binding; GTP binding.
GUCUUUAAAAGUAGGAUGUCACAUAUAUCAAUAACAAAAGCAUGUCAAAAGGAGGACACACAGCUGAACGGAAGGAAGGUUGUGGUUGUUGAUACCCCUGGCUUUUUCAAUACCAGUCAUCCACAGAAGGAUAUUGCUGCAGAAGUGAGAAACUGCGUGAAGUUUUGCUCCCCGGGUCCCCACGUCAUUCUGCAUGUGAUACGUCCUGGUUGUUUCAGCCAGGAGGAGCAGGGGGCGGCUCAGCUGAUCAAAGAGAUUUUUGGCCUUAAAGCCAAAAAUUACAUCAUCCUUUUGUUCACUCACAAAGAGGAUCUGGAAGGUACAUCUCUUAAAAAUUUCAUAGCUGUAUGUAAUAAAAACCUGAAGGAAUAUGCUGCUGAAUGUGGCAACCGGUUCCUGGCUUUCAACAACUGGGCCAAAGGCGCGGAACGAGAGGCUCAGGUGACCGAACUGAUGACCAUGAUUGAUCGUCUGGUGGAAACGAACGGAGAUGCUCCUUGUUACACGGAAGAGAUGAUGAAGUUCAACAAAAGACACAAGUUCUGGACUUUCUUCAAGGGCACGGGAAGAUCCUGCCCACCCUUCCUAGUAUCAGGCACCGGAAGCGCCAGCGACACGCAGGAGCCCAGCAUGGCCCUGGCCGAGGACGUCAUGGAGAUUCCAGCGCUCGGCCGCCCCUUCCAGCUGGGGAUGCUGUACGACUGCCGCAAGGAUGCCCUGAUCCCAGGAAUCACCCUCUGGGACCACUGCUCUCUGCAGAAGGACCUGACCAUCAAACCUCAGCCCAAGACCGAAUCGGAAAUCCUUGCGUCCGACGCCAUUGACGACAAGGCCUCCGCCCUGGACAUCUCAGCAAACCUCAAGGCCAGCUUCCUGGGGGGGCUGGUUGAAGUGGGAGGCUCGGCCAAGUAUCUUCAAGACACCAAGAAGUCCAAGCAACAGGCCAGAGUCACUGUCCAGUACAAAGCCACCACCAGGUACGAGCAGCUCACCAUGAGCCACCUUGGAAUCCAGAAUAUUUCUCACCCAGCCAUCUUUGAGCAGGGUAUGGCCACCCACGUGGUCACCGCCAUCCUCUACGGAGCCCAGGCCUUCUUCGUCUUUGACCGAGAAGUUUCUUCCACAGAGAUAGUCAAAAGUAUCAAAGGAAAACUCCAGGCUACCAUCAAGAAGAUGAUCUCGGUCGGAGGAAAAGCAGCGGUCGAGCUGAACAAGGAGGAGACGGAGAACAUUCUGAAGUUCAGUUGCAAGUUCCAUGGAGACUUUUCUCUGGAGAGGAAUCCGGUCACCGUCCAAGAUGCCGUGCAAGUUUACGCAACUCUGCCGAAAAUGUUAGGGGAAUGUGGGGAGAAGGCCGUGCCCGUGCGGGUUUGGCUAUUCCCGCUGACCAAACUGGACACCAAAGCCGCUAAGAUGGUCCGUGAGAUCAGCCUAGCGUUGAUCUUUGAUGUUGAAAAGGUCUUAGAGGAACUGGACGAGAUCCAGAUGCAAAGCAACGAUCUGGCCAACAAUCCCGUUGCUGAGAGCUUCCCUGAGAUCAAAGAGAAGAUCCAGCAGUUCAAGGAUCUGUUAAAGCAACACAGGCAGACUUUCCAGAAACAGCUGGCCAGAGUGUUGCCUUCCAUCCGGGGAGGAGGACAGGAGGAAGGGACCCUGGUGGACCUCUUGACGUCCGUCAACCAGUCGCCCUUCAACGGCCGAAGACUCCGUGAAUUUCUCGACACCAAGAAAAGAGAAAUUAACUUUGUCAAAUCUUAUCUGACGAUUCUCGAAGACAUAGACGUCAUCUCAUCUCAGAACAUGUUGGAGGAAAUCGUUCUGGACUCCUCAAAUGGAUACGUGGUCAUCUUUAUCUUCACUUCUUUACACGAAGAGGAGCCGUUUCUGUUCACCUUACAGGACUGGCUUUGGGAGCAAUUCAUGCCAGGAUCAGCUAAGUCCACAAGGUCCACUCCUGGGAUGAAGAAGGGCAUGGCCUGGUUUGAGGACCAGGAGAGGACCCAGAAGGCUCGCCAAGCGGCCAAAUCCAUCCAAGACUUUUUCAGUGCUAAUCAAUCAAAUGAGACGUUCCGCUUUGUCGUGGCCUCACUCCCAGAUGUGGAGACCCCAGGAGCCUCCAUUUACCUUUAUGAAGACGGAAAGCUGGUCAGCAAGAACUUUGAGUUGCCCUCAAAGCCUCUCCCUUUCCUGAUUACUGAAGUGAGACACAACAGCAUUCGGCUGAAGUUUCAGCCAGCUGAAUAUGGAAAGGCUGCCAUCUCCAGCUACCUGGUAGAGUACAAGGUUGCAGGGAAAGAAAACUGGAAGACCGUGAGGACAGAGGAUACCCGGGAGACGUUCCUGCUGAAUGACCUUCUUCCAAAUACUAAGUACCAGAUCCAGUAUGCUGCCUGUUGCAAGCUUGGCCUUAGUAAAUUCAGUGAUACGACUGCCCCCGCAAAGACUCUUCCCAGCAGCCCUCCUGAGAAAGAGUUUCAUCUUCAAGGAGAGAGACGUGCGGAAGUAGAAGGACCCCGUCAUCGGAAAACAGGACCCCGAGAAGAGGAGCAGGAAAGUUGCAUCCCCAUUCCACCAUGGCCUGAGGACGACGAGGUGGAGCUCAGAAUUAUCCUUGUUGGAAAUCCCGAAGAUCGGGAAAGCAGCAGGUGGAAAACAAUCAUGAGAAAUGAUUGUUUUGUCUCCAAAAUGGAACCCCAGAGGAGACCCCGAAGGGAAGAGACCCUGUGGAAGGGCAGAGAGGUUCCCAUCGUCUAUACCGCUUCAGAUUUAACAGAUCCUGCAUCUUGGUCAGCAUAUUUUGCUCGGUUUAAGGAAGUCAUGAAGGGUGGUCAGCCAGGCCCCUUCGCCGUUAUCCACGUGGCUCGCUUAUUUUGCCACGAGUCAGACGAGACGGUGUACAGGAAGUACAUCAAGUAUGUUUUCCAGAGCAAAGCGCACCGCAACCUCAUCGUCCUGUUCAAUAGAACGAUGGCCCUGGGAGGCGAAACUCUAGAAAACUUCGUCUCUGUCCAAAACGUCACGACAAAGAAAUAUCUCACUGAAUGGCACGAUCAGUUCGAGGCGUUGAAAUGUGAUGAAGAGAACGAAGGAAAAGCUUAUGUGGUGGACCUGAUUCACACGAUCGACGAUCUUGUCGAAAAGAACCCAGAGGCCCGUGUUACUCGGGAAAAACCCAAAUAGGGUCCCUUUUACGGAGGCAUUGCCGCUUCUAAGAGAGAGGAGGUAGAGUUGGAUUGGUGACCUACAAAGUCCCUCCUGCCUCUGCUAUUCUAUU